AUGGACGGCAUUUCCACUUCCUCACUCCCCUCCUCCUCCCCUCUCCAAUCCUCCUCCUCCCAAUCCACCGCUUCCCACCCUUCCCGACCACUUGUUGUCAUCGCUGCCACCAAUCGCCCCAACGCACUAGAUGCCGCACUACGCCGGCCGGGAAGAUUCGACCGCGAGAUUGCAAUCAACGUACCAGGCACGAGGGAGAGAGAUGCGAUACUAAAGCUGCAUGCGCGCUCCCUCCCUCUGCAUGCUGACGUGGACAUGCGGCAACUGGCGGCGCGUUGCAAGGGCUACGUGGGUGCUGACCUGGCAGCGGUGUGUCGCGAGGCUGCCCUUGCUGCCGUCAUGGAGAUGGCUGCUGGGGAGGAGGAGAGGGGAGGGGAGGCGUUUUCUGGGGGAGGAGGGGCGGUGGUAGGAGAAGGGGAGGCGGUUUUGGGGAAAAAGGAGGCGGCUCUUGCUGCCCUCAUGGAGAUGGCUGCUGGGGAAGAGGAGAGUGUUCCUGGAGUAGGGGAGGUGUUAUUUGGAAGAAGGGAGGCGUUAUCUGGAGAAGGGGAGCUGCCUGCCGUCACGUGGAACGACAUUGGAGGCUUAGAGGGUGUCAAGGUGAGAGCGUAUGUUAAGGGGAAACUGCUGUAUGUGCUGCAGACAGCUAUGCUCUCUCGUGUGGGCCUGUCUGUGACUCGUGGCGUGGCGGCUGAGCUGCCUGCUGUCACGUGGAACGACAUUGGAGGGCUGGAGGGCGUCAAGGUGAGAAUAAAGGACCAGGGACCAGGGAGUGAGCCGCUCUGCCCCUCAUCCCCCCUUUCUCCCUUUCACUCCUUCCCCUGCGCCCCUACCCCCGUCUACUCCUCCCCACCACUCUCAACCGCACAGAAGCUGUUACAAAUGGCAGUGGAGUGGCCGCUACAACACCCUGAAGCCUUCCUGCGCCUCGCUCUCACCCCCCCCAGGGGAGUGCUGCUGCACGGCCCUCCCGGGGGCGGCAAAACAAUGCUCGCCCUGGCCGCUGCCCACGCUUCCAAGGCAACACUCUUCUCUCUCAGGGUCGCUCUCAGCCCCCCCAGGGGAGUGCUGCUGCACGGCCCUCCCGGGGGAGGAAAGACAAUGCUCACCCUCGCUGCUGCCCAUGCCUCCAAGGCAACGCUCUUCUCCCUCAGCGGUGCAGACCUGUUUUCCAUGUAUGUGGGCGAGGGGGAGGCGAUGCUGAAAGACACGUUCCGAUUGGCUCGCAUGGCGGCUCCCAGCGUCGUGUUUGUGGACGAGGUCGACGUGGUGGGGGGACGCAGGUGGGUACAGAGCGACCUGCCAAUUGCAUGCCUUAUAUCCGGUUUCCUUCCCUGUCCGUGCUUUCCGUUUCCUUCCCUGUCCGUGCUUUCCGUUUCCUUCCCUGUCCGUGCUUUCCGUUUCCUUCCCUGUCCGUGCUUUCCGUUUCCUUCCCUGUCCGUGCUUUCCGUUUCCUUCCCUGUCCGUGCUUUCCGUUUCCUUCCCUGUCCGUGCUUUCCGUUUCCUUCCCUGUCCGUGCUUUCCGUUUCCUUCCCUGUCCGUGCUUUCCGUUUCCUUCCCUGUCCGUGCUUUCCGUUUCCUUCCCUGUCCGUGCUUUCCGUUUCCUUCCCUGUCCGUGCUUUCCGUUUCCUUCCCUGUCCGUGCUUUCCGUUUCCUUCCCUGUCCGUGCUUUCCGUUUCCUUCCCUGUCCGUGCUUUCCGUUUCCUUCCCUGUCCGUGCUUUCCGUUUCCUUCCCUGUCCGUGCUUUCCGUUUCCUUCCCUGUCCGUGCUUUCCGUUUCCUUCCCUGUCCGUGCUUUCCGUUUCCUUCCCUGUCCGUGCUUUCCGUUUCCUUCCCUGUCCGUGCUUUCCGUUUCCUUCCCUGUCCGUGCUUUCCGUUUCCUUCCCUGUCCGUGCUUUCCGUUUCCUUCCCUGUCCGUGCUUUCCGUUUCCUUCCCUGUCCGUGCUUUCCGUUUCCUUCCCUGUCCGUGCUUUCCGUUUCCUUCCCUGUCCGUGCUUUCCGUUUCCUUCCCUGUCCGUGCUUUCCGUUUCCUUCCCUGUCCGUGCUUUCCGUUUCCUUCCCUGUCCGUGCUUUCCGUUUCCUUCCCUGUCCGUGCUUUCCGUUUCCUUCCCUGUCCGUGCUUUCCGUUUCCUUCCCUGUCCGUGCUUUCCGUUUCCUUCCCUGUCCGUGCUUUCCGUUUCCUUCCCUGUCCGUGCUUUCCGUUUCCUUCCCUGUCCGUGCUUUCCGUUUCCUUCCCUGUCCGUGCUUUCCGUUUCCUUCCCUGUCCGUGCUUUCCGUUUCCUUCCCUGUCCGUGCUUUCCGUUUCCUUCCCUGUCCGUGCUUUCCGUUUCCUUCCCUGUCCGUGCUUUCCGUUUCCUUCCCUGUCCGUGCUUUCCGUUUCCUUCCCUGUCCGUGCUUUCCGUUUCCUUCCCUGUCCGUGCUUUCCGUUUCCUUCCCUGUCCGUGCUUUCCGUUUCCUUCCCUGUCCGUGCUUUCCGUUUCCUUCCCUGUCCGUGCUUUCCGUUUCCUUCCCUGUCCGUGCUUUCCGUUUCCUUCCCUGUCCGUGCUUUCCGUUUCCUUCCCUGUCCGUGCUUUCCGUUUCCUUCCCUGUCCGUGCUUUCCGUUUCCUUCCCUGUCCGUGCUUUCCGUUUCCUUCCCUGUCCGUGCUUUCCGUUUCCUUCCCUGUCCGUGCUUUCCGUUUCCUUCCCUGUCCGUGCUUUCCGUUUCCUUCCCUGUCCGUGCUUUCCGUUUCCUUCCCUGUCCGUGCUUUCCGUUUCCUUCCCUGUCCGUGCUUUCCGUUUCCUUCCCUGUCCGUGCUUUCCGUUUCCUUCCCUGUCCGUGCUUUCCGUUUCCUUCCCUGUCCGUGCUUUCCGUUUUCUUCCCUGUCCGUGCUUUCCCCUCCCACUUCACCCCUCAUCAGAUCAGAUGCAGAAAGCUCUGGUGAAGGGGGGGGAGGGGGCAGCGUGGGGGAGAGGCUACUGGCGGCGCUGCUGACUGAAAUGGACGGGCUUCAGUCGCUCACUGCUCCCAUCGCACCCUCAAGCACUGCGAGCCGCACAGGAAGCAGCACCAGGAACACGGCGCAAGGAGAGUCAAAUGACGCAUCCGCUUCCUCCUCCUCGUCCUCCUCGGCAGUGCUGGUGAUAGCAGCAACCAACCGCUUCCAAGCCUUGGAUCCAGCCAUCAUCCGCCCGGGACGGUUUGACUCGGUGUGUGCCCACCACUUCCCCUUACCCUCCACUACUUCCUCCUCCGCUACUCGGUGCGUGCCACCGUUGGAUGAAUCAGGGAGGCUACCCGCCCUGCACAUCCACACACUAGUUUCUUCCCAUAUCCAACCUUCCUCGUCCCCCUCCCUCCUCUUCCGUCCUCCCCCACAUCAGAUCAUCUAUGUGCCACCGUUGGAUGAACCAGGCAGGCUGCACGCUCUGCACAUCCACACAUCCACCAUGCGCCUCGCUGCUGACGUCAGCCUGCCAGCUGUCGCCGCCCGCACGGCGCUGUUCACCGGCGCUGAUGUGGCAGCGCUGUGCAGGGAGGCCGCUUUGGCAGCGUUGAGAGGGAAGGUUCUUGGAAAUGGGGAGGGAGGGAGUGAAACAACAGCAGGGGAUACAGCACAUGGGGAAGCAAAAGCACACCACAGCCUGCGGUGCGGUGCUGACACAGGGACGAGGAUCAAGCAAGACUUGUCAGCAGAGGACGUCAUCAUCACCAUCGGCGAUGUGACUUUUGAGUCGACUCAAAAGUCAGUAGAGGACGUCAUGUAG
Molecule: messenger RNA, 3741 nt
Organism: Closterium sp. Naga37s-1
Lineage: Eukaryota; Viridiplantae; Streptophyta; Zygnematophyceae; Desmidiales; Closteriaceae
Source: the annotation of a GenBank genome assembly